Messenger RNA from Chelmon rostratus (copperband butterflyfish), 2570 nucleotides. It is a transcript of the gene cxxc5a, whose product is annotated as CXXC finger protein 5a. The record is from RefSeq and is a predicted model, not a curated record. The coding region runs from base 487 to 1326 and encodes 279 amino acids. Gene Ontology annotation, molecular function: zinc ion binding; methyl-CpG binding. Gene Ontology annotation, cellular component: nucleus. The transcript has 3 exons. Lineage: Eukaryota; Metazoa; Chordata; Actinopteri; Chaetodontiformes; Chaetodontidae.
ACCGAGAAAGCUGGGGGAACCCACGCGUUCAGCCUCAGAGAAAGUACGCUUUUCCAAAAUAACUGACGGCGAAUAUUUUUUUUCUUUUCACAUUUGUCAUUAACAGGCAGACACUCUGUAGGAUUGUGUUCUCGGAGAACAAGCUUUUUUUUCCUGCCCUUUUUCUUUUUUUUUCUUUUUUUUUGUCACCAUUCUGCACGGCAGGCUGAGAGACGGACCGCUCGGACUGUGGGAGCCCUCCCCUCUGCUCGGAUCUGCUUUGUUUCCAGGUGGCCCAUGGAAGAACGUGGAUGAGGGCUGAGCUGUAGAGCGGGCAGAAGGCUCCGGGGCCUGCCUGUUGUCGGCUGGCUGAUUGGUCCAUUGAGGUGAGGAUCCUCUCUCACCGGGGCGCAGAACGGGCCGAGAAAAGGUCUUUGCCCCCCCUCCUCGCUUACCCCUGCCCCCUUUCCACCCUCACCCCCAACCCAGGCACCUACGCUCUGGACCAUGUCUAGCGGGCUGUCGGAGGGGGGCCGGACAGAGGACCAGGAGCAGAGUAGCUGCAAACAGGACUCUCCUGUUAUAGAGCGCAGGAACCGCAGCGGCAUCAUCAGUGAGCCCCUCAGUAAGAGCCUUAAGAACUCCCGUACCCUGUCCCAGUAUACGGCGGUCUCCCCUGCCACCACCAAUGGACACACGAACAACAGUGAGACUAAGAGCCACUCGGCCAAGCCUCAGCCACCCCCGCAGCCCCAGCCCACUGUCUCAGCACUGACAGCAGCCAAGUUGGACCGGACCCUAGAACAGGUUCUGGAGGGACAGAAUGGCCUGCUGCACUUUGCCCAGGCAGCAGCACUGUUAAAGCGGGCCGGUAUGGAGCACAUGCUCCUGCCUGGGGGCAUGGGAGUUGGAGUUGGCGGUGGAGACGCAGGCUCGGGGGCUAGCGACUUGGAGGGUACGUCUGUCACGGACGCCGUAGGUGGUCCUGUUGACUUCCCAUAUGGAGUAGGGGGUGGUUUCCCCUUCAACCCGGGGCUUUUCAUCAUGACGCCGGCUGGAGUGUUUCUGGCGGACAGCGCGCUACACAUGGCCGGCCUGGCAGAGUACCCGGCGCAAAGCGAGCUGGCCUCUGCUAUCAACUCCGGUAAAAAGAAGCGAAAACGUUGCGGCAUGUGCCCACCUUGCCGACGGCGGAUUAACUGCGAGCAGUGCAGCAGUUGCAGGAAUCGCAAAACAGGCCACCAGAUCUGCAAGUUUCGCAAAUGUGAGGAACUGAAGAAGAAGCCCUCUGCUGCUCUGGAGAAGGUGAUGCUUCCUACAGGAGCGGCGUUCCGGUGGUUCCAGUAGGACUCCUCCUCCACUCCCUACCCAAAGCUCUGCCAUCAAGUGCAAUGCCAACUCCUGGAUUGUCUCCGGAACAGACACUGGCUAACAAACAAACAAGCAACAGAUAAAAAUUAUAGAAAAAAAAAAACAAACGACAAAAAACAAAACAGAACAACGGCAACAAAAAAAUCAAUCGGGUAAUGGAUGCACCUACUUAUUCCUUGAACCAAAAAUGAAGCGUAAAGAAAAGCAUCUAUGGCAAUUUUCAUUCCCUUUUCUAUGUUUCCAUUUUGGUACCUUUUGUCCUUUUUCCAGCAGGUUUUUUUCUGUCGCUUAAACAUGGAACUGUUCAUUGCCAGAAACAGAAAUGACGGACUGAGUGUGGACAAUCAACUAAUUUCUGUGUUUGGUGUUAAUGUUGUUCAUGUGUGGAAAGAUACAGUACUUGUGUAGAGAAUGUAAAUUUACAGCUAUAUUUCAAAACUAGUGGCUAAUGGCAAACAUUAUUGUAAUUCUUCACCAUCAUGUUACUUAAAACCCUUGUCUAUUUUAUGAUUCAUUUCGUCGGAGGGGAUAGUCUUCAGACAGAUCGGUGGUCGUCUUUGAAAGGCAGCGCUUCAAGUUGCGGACACGCUGCGGAUCUAAACGAAACAGAAAAAGUCACGUUAUUGGGCAGAUAUCCAGAGACUCUUCACUGGGUUGAAGAUGCUGUUCGCCAGAGCCGUCACUACUGUAAUCUCCUCAAUCAGUCCUCCUCUGCAUUUCCAAACUUUUCCUUUAGUGAAACUGGCAGCCUUAUGUUACUGUGGCCCUACUGAGCAUGUGCCAAUACUGCUCAGGGCGAUAGCAUUAAGAGACAGCACUUGCUCUGAGUCUACCCUACUGAACGCACUGAGACAAGAUGACAUUUUUUUUUAAAUUUGUUUGUUAAUUUGUUAUAUUUUCAUGAUUUUGUUAUGUUGCUGGGUAGCUACAGCUUUUAAAAAUAACCAAUCUUUGUAUCCGUUUAGAAAAUUGGACUGGUUUUGUGAAUAAAAAGGAAUGCAUGUAUUCGUGUCAAAAUUUACAAUUCUGAUGUUUGUCUAUUUGCAUGUUUUUUUUUAAAAAAAAACAAACAGCUGGUUUGACGAAAACAAAAACUUUAACUAUAAAUGUUCCAUGACUUGAAAUAAUGUUCCCUUUUCUUUAAUAAUUGGAUGGUGUAGGGAAAUUCAGAACGAUUCUAAUGCAAGCAGAACUUAGCAGAAGUAAAUCAGGCGGUGGUA